AGUAGAUGUCGCUGCAAUCGGCAUCUUGGGAGUCAUUUUUCUUGCAUAUCGUCCGACUCUCGAUUGUAACACAAAUCUGGCUUGGUGGAUUGCAAAUUUUUGAGAGACUGUUUUUUUUAAUCUUGUUUUCCCACACAAUACACAUUUUUUUUGGCCCGAGGGAAAACACAACUGUGAAAUUGCAUUGUUUUCGGUGGAGAAAAGUGUCUUUUUUUUUAAAUCUUUAGUGACGUGUUGUACACGGAAAAAUUGCAGGAAUCUUGUGUGGGCAUUUCGGUGAAGGAAGAAAUUGAGGAAUUUUACCUUCUUUUUUUUUUUGUUGGUUGAAUUGUAAGUUGGAUGGGUUGAGAAGUUAAUCUUUUUUUUUUGUUGAGCGAGGGAAAAAAAAGAAAAAUAAAGGAAAAGUGCAGAGAGAAAUAUUUAAUUUUUACUUUUUAUUAUUGAAAAAUUUUUCUUUUGUGUGUAUUUUCUCAUGUGUGUGAGUGAGAGGGAAAUAGUGUGAAAAAUUUUGUUUUUUUUCUGGUGGAAAGAAAAGAAAAUUGGCCAGAAGGAAAGAAAAGUGCACAGAAAAAGCCUCUUACAACAAAAAGAACAUUUUAAAAAUUAAAGAAAAGACAGUUAAAAAACAAUAAAAAGUCUCAGUGAAAUUGUGUGAUUACUGUUUUUCCAUCACGGAAUUAUCAGUGAAGAAAAUUCCCGGGAGAAAAAGGAGAGGGCGUUGCAGUGAGGAAGAAGGCCUAACCAAAGGGAUGGUGGUGACUUUUGAGUCACCAUGGAGUGUCAGAGACGCCACAGAGAGGCUCCAUCCGAUCAGCCAAAGUGCCCAAAAACUGCUCUAAAGUGUUGAAGAAGAAGAAGAAGAAGAAGAAGAAGAAGAAGAAGGAGGAAAAAGCAAACACAUCGCCACAGAGAAAAGAAAAAAAAAACCGGGGAAAGUGUCUUUGUUUUUUUUUUUCUUCGUGAAAAUGUAGAAUUAGGUAGUUUAUUUUUUGGUCGGAAUUUUGUUACUUUUUUUGUGGCUAGACCAAGAGAGAGAGAGAGAGAGAGAGAGAGUGGGUAGGAGUGUGAUAGAAGAGAAAAAAAAAGAAUAAGAACUGAGAAGAGGAAAGGUGGCUUAGGAGCCAAGAAAAAAAGGGUGAAGGAAAAAAGGCGCGGGAAAAGGAAGAAAUGGCCGGUGUGGAUUGUAUGGUGAUAUUGAUGGUGGUGACAUCUGUUGGUGCUGCCCUAACCCCAGCAGCAUCUGUUCCACGUUCCACAAUCCCAGGCGAUGGCGGCGGGGGUGCCAGUGGACAGAAUCACACAAUAACCCAUCGACAGAUAUUUGGAACACGUCUGAAGCAUUUGGUUGUGGAUAGAAAUACAGGAAGGGUAUUUGUUGGUGGUGUCAAUCAAUUGCAUCAAUUGAGUCCGGAUUUGGAGAUUGUGGCAACGGCUAAUACAGGACCACGCAAUGAUUCCUACGAAUGUACCCUCCUCGAAUGUCCAACGGAUACAGUUCGUGAGCUAACGGACAAUGUCAAUAAGGUUCUUCUGAUUGAUUACAGCACAAGUCGACUGAUCAGUUGUGGUAGUAUUUAUCAGGGUGUUUGUGAGGUUAGGAGUUUGCAGAAUGUCACAGAAAUUGAGCAGGAAGUACAGGAUGCCGUUGUGGCAAACAAUGAAAAUGCCACAACUGUUGCCUUCAUAGCUCCCGGACCACCGGAUCCACCGGCAUCGCAUGUCAUGUACGUGGGUGUCACCUUCACGGGAAACAGUCCCUAUCGCAGUGAAAUACCCACCGUAGCAUCGAGAUCACUCGACAAGGCUAGAAUGUUUCAGAUUGCUUCAUCGGCUGUCACAACGGGAACGAGAAUCUUCAUCAAUAGCUUCUCACGGGAAUCCUAUCUCGUGAACUAUGUCUAUGGAUUCAGUUCUGAGCGAUUUUCCUACUUUUUAACCACCCAAUUGAAGCACAAUAGUCAUUCGGCACCGCGUGAGUACAUCAGUAAAUUGGUUAGAAUCUGUCAAGAUGACAGUAACUACUACAGUUACACCGAAAUACCAAUUGAUUGUAUAAGUGAAGCUGCUGGUGGUACAAAGUACAAUUUAAUCCAAGCUGCAUUUGUUGGCAAACCCGGAUCAGAUUUGGCAGAAAAUCUAUCAAUAACGCAACAGGAUGAUGUCCUAUUUGCUGUUUUUAGUGUUGGCAAUGGCAAUAGAACGACAAAUCGUAGUGCCCUAUGUGUUUAUUCAUUGAAGGCCAUUCGGAGAAAAUUUAUGCAAAAUAUUAAAGCAUGCUUCAAUGGUAAUGGACCACGAGGAUUGGAUUUUAUAUCGCCAAAUAUGCAAUGUGUUCCGACUAAAUUGCAGACAAUUAGUGAAGAUUUUUGUGGAUUGGACGUUAAUUCGCCAUUGGGCGGAGAACAACCAAUUGCAGCGAUACCUGUUGCACUAUUUGCAACACCAUUGACAGCUGUAGCGGCCACGAGAACUAGUGGCUACACAGUUGUUUUCAUUGGAACAGCUCGGGGGCAUCUCAAAAAGGUUGUAGUUGAAUCAGCAACGGCCGCCAUUGAAUAUGCUGAUAUUGUUGUUGAUGAGGGUAAUCCUGUAAAUCCUGAUAUGCAUUUUGAUACACAUCAAAUGAACAUUUAUGUCAUGACAACAAAACGCAUUUCAAAGGUUCGAGUAAAUGAUUGUACCAUCUAUGAGACAUGUGGUGAAUGUUUAGGUGCUAGGGAUCCCUACUGUGGAUGGUGUUCGCUGGAAAAUAAAUGUAGUCUUCGUAGUAAUUGUCAAGAUGAUACAAAUGAUCCAUUAUUUUGGGUAAGUUACAAAACGGGCAAAUGUACAACAAUAACAGCUGUAAUGCCACAUCAAUUGCAACGUACAACAGCACGUACCCUUGAAUUGGUAAUUGAUCAUUUGCCAGCACUUAAAGAACAUUUAGUAUGUGCAUUUACAAUAACCGAUAAGGUUCUCCUGACAAAUGCCACAAGAAAGAGAAAUGGUGUCAAUUGUACAACACCAAGAACAGAUUUACUGCCACAAAUUCAACCAGGACGUCAUCAUUUUACCUCAAGAUUAUCCGUUAGAACGGCUACAGGACCUGAUUUAGUUACAACAAAUUUUACAUUUUUUGACUGUAGCACUCAUUUAUCCUGUACCCAAUGUGUAUCAUCACAAUUCCCAUGUGAUUGGUGUGUUGAGGCACAUCGAUGUACCCAUGAUACAGCAGAAAAUUGUCGUAAUGACAUCUUAGUGACGGGUGUCAGUCGUGCUGGACCCAGUUACAGAUCAGGACCAACAUUCUGUCCAACAAUCAAUGCAACGGGCGAUGGUAGUGAAAUUCUUGUAGCAGCAGGAAGUAAAAAGAGUAUCAAGGUUAAGGUUCACAUCAUUGGACAAUUUAUCGUUCAGACACGUUUUGUCUGUCAGUUUAACAUUGAAGGACGUGUAACGAGUGUCAAUGCCCAAUUGCUAGGUGAUACAAUCUACUGUGAUCCAAUGGAAUUCAUCUAUACGUCGAGAUCACCAAAUUUAACGGCAACAUUUGCAGUGAUUUGGGGCGGUUCGAAACCAUUGGAUAAUCCACACAAUAUCCACAUUGUAAUCUACAGAUGUCGUGACAUGUCUGACAGCUGUGGAAUGUGUCUGGCACUAGCUGAAAAAUUCUCCUGUGGUUGGUGUUCAUCUAGCAAUAGUUGUGAAGUUGAGGAACAGUGCAAUAAGCAGAGUGAGGGAAAAGUUGAUUGGUUAAAUCGUGCCCAAACAUGUCCAAAUCCAGAAAUUCAUAGUUUUGAACCACGUACCGGACCAUGGGAAGGUGGUACAAAUAUAACAAUUCGUGGUAUAAAUUUAGGAAAGAAUUUCAGUGAUAUAUACAGUGGUGUUAAGAUAGCUGGUAUCAAUUGUAUGCCAUAUGCUGAUCUCUAUAUUGAUACAAAACAAAUUGUCUGUACAGUUGAUAGUCCUGGUGUUCAGGCAUAUCGUCAUGGACGUAUUGUUGUUCAAAUCAGUGAUUAUCGUGGUGAAUCAAAUACCGAUUAUGAAUUUGUUGAUCCCCGUAUUGAUGAUUUUCAACCGAAAUUUGGUCCAUUGAGUGGUGGGACAAAAGUAACAAUUUUUGGUAAAUAUCUAAAUGCUGGCAGCAAUAUAACAGCAACAAUUGACACACUACCAUGUGAAAUACUGUCAGCUGAUGAAAAUCAAGCACUGUGUCGUACAUCACCGGUUAAAAAUGGCGUCAGAGGUGGUAAAUUGCGUAUGAUGUUUGACAAUGGUGGACGUGAAUUUCUAGGUGAUGAAUUUGAAUAUGUGGCAGAUCCGGUGAUUGAGUACGUAACAAGUGGUCCAAGUGGACAAUUAAAAGUACCAAAAGGUAUUCCAGCCGGUGGUAUUAAAAUAACAGUUAUUGGUGAUCAUUUUGGUAGUAUACAGAAGCCCCAAAUGUAUGUAUACUUCGAUGGUAAGAUGUUUGUAUCACUGUGUGAUACAGUAACAGAUACCGAAAUGAUAUGCGAUAGUCCAUCAAUUGAUGCUGAUGCAACAGCAUUGGAUGCCGAUCGACCGAUGCUACUAGAAUAUGGCUUUCACAUGGAUGAUGUUGCCAAUGUACAGAAUCUAUCACAGCGCAAUAAUCACUUUGAAUUGUAUCCAAAUCCUGAAUAUGCACCAUUUGAGGAAAAUGUCAAAUACUACAAAAGUGAAUAUUUAACGAUAAAUGGACGUAAUUUGGAUCGAGCAUGCAAGGAGAGUGAUGUAAUUGUUAUGAUUGGAAAUGGAAUGUGCAAUAUUACAUCGCUAUCACGUCAACAAUUAACAUGCAGGCCACCAAUUGAAGCAACUGACACCGAAGCACCACAAGUAAUUGUUCGUGUUGGUCACAAUUUACAUUUUCACAUUGGUAUCCUAUCCUAUGCCUCACCGAAUUUUAUUCAUGGUUUCACCAAAAAUAUUUUAGUAGUUGUUGGUGCCAUUGUUGCAAUUGUUUUGGUGAUAUUUGUGGGACUUGUUGUGGCAUACAGAAAGAAAACCAGUGAGAGCAAUCGUGUGUUGAAAAAUAUGCAAGAACAAAUGGAUAUAUUGGAAUUGAGAGUUGCAGCUGAAUGUAAGGAAGCAUUUGCUGAACUUCAGACCGAAAUGACUGAUUUAACGGGUGAUCUAACAUCUGGUGGUAUACCAUUCCUCGAUUAUCGUACCUAUGCCAUGAAAAUUCUCUUUCCAAAUCACGAUGAUCAUGGUGUAUUGCAAUGGGAGAGAUCGGAAUUGUUGCGCAAAGAAAAGGGUUUGAGACUAUUUGGGCAGUUAAUUAUGAAUAAAACAUUCCUUCUACUCUUUAUACGGACACUCGAGAGCAAUAGAUACUUCUCAAUGCGAGAACGUGUCAAUGUUGCCAGCCUAAUAAUGGUGACAUUGCAGAGUAAAUUGGAAUAUUGUACGGAUAUUCUCAAGACACUGUUAGCUGAAUUAAUUGAAAAGUGCAUCGAUGGAAAGAGUCAUCCGAAAUUGUUGCUACGUCGAACGGAAUCUGUGGCUGAAAAGAUGCUCAGUGCCUGGUUCACAUUUCUCCUGUAUAAAUUCCUCAAGGAAUGUGCCGGAGAACCACUUUAUAUGCUAUUUCGUGCUGUUAAAGGUCAAGUGGACAAGGGACCAGUUGAUGCAAUCACCCAUGAAGCUAGGUAUUCCCUGAGUGAGGAAAAGCUCAUACGUCAACUGAUAGAAUUCAAAUCAAUGACAGUUUAUGCCAGUAUGACACAACAACCAAUUUUCUGCAAUAAUGUAGAAAUGAUGCCAACAAAUACAGAAAAUGUCCCAGUUAAGGUACUCGAUUGCGACACAAUUGGCCAGGUGAAGGAAAAAUGCCUGGAUACCAUCUACAGGAAUACACAGUGGAGCCAGAGGCCACGGAGGGAUGAUUUAGAUCUCGAAUGGCGAACAGGUACUUCGGGUCGUGUAAUUCUGUAUGAUGAGGAUUCAACUUCAAAAGUUGAGAGUGAAUGGAAAAAACUCAAUACACUCCAUCACUAUCGUGUACCAGAUGGUGCAUGGUUGAGUUUAGUACCAAAACAGAGUAGUAUCUACAAUCUGUCAAUUCUAUCGGAGAAGAAUGACAAAUCGCACAAAUAUGAAACGCUAAAUUUAUCAAAAUAUGCCUCAUCAUCGCCACCAUUCAGUCGUGCCGGUAGUCCAUUGAACAAUGAUAGUCAGGAGAAUGGACUGAAGUAUUGGCAUUUGGUGAAGCAUCAUGAUACCGAUGUCCAGAAAGAGGGUGAACGUGUCAAUAAAAUGGUCAGUGAAAUCUAUCUAACACGUCUACUGGCCACUAAAGGUACCCUCCAGAAAUUCGUUGAUGAUCUCUUUGAGACAAUCUUCAGUACGGCCCAUCGAGGAUCAGCCCUACCACUUGCCAUCAAAUACAUGUUUGACUUUCUCGAUGAUCAGGCCAUACUCAAUGGUAUAACUGAUCCAGAAGUUGUUCAUACGUGGAAAAGUAACAGUUUACCAUUGAGAUUUUGGGUGAAUCUCAUUAAAAAUCCUAAUUUUGUCUUUGACAUUCACAAAUCAAAUAUCGUGGAUUCUUGUUUGUCUGUCGUAGCGCAGACAUUUAUGGAUUCCUGUUCAACUUCUGAUCAUCGACUUGGAAAGGAUUCUCCCAGUUCCAAGUUACUCUACGCCAAAGACAUUCCAUCGUAUCGUGAGUGGGUGGAGAGAUAUUAUGAGGAUAUAAAGAAUAUGCCAGCUAUUUCCGAUCAGGAUAUGAAUGCCAUGCUAGCAGAAGAGUCCAGGCUGCAUACAACGGAGUUCAACACAAAUUGUGCCCUCCAUGAACUCUACACUUACGCUGUGAAAUACAACGAGCAAUUAACGGUGACAUUGGAAGAGGAUGAAUUCUCCCAAAAACAGAGACUUGCCUACAAACUUGAGCAAGUGCACAAUAUUAUGUCGUCAGAGUAAAUGAGGUAAAAAAAUUUUCUUCUUUUCUCUUUUUUUAUUUUCUUAUUGUCACUCUCUAUAAACUCUUUUAAAAAAAUUUUUUAAAAUAUUCAAAAAAGAGGAAAAAAAACAAAAAAACUUUAUUUUUUCAAUUUUUUCUUUGUUUUUUUUUUUUUAAAUUUUUUUUUAAAAAAAAAGAAAUCUUCCUAUUGUCACAUUCUUUAGUCCAAUCAAUUUCUUUUUUUCUUUUUUUUUUUGCAAAGUCCAAGUUUUAUUACAUUUUUUACAUGUGUAACAUUUGUUGUAAAAAAAAAAAUAAAGAAAUAAAAGAAAAAAAGAAAUUUAAUAAAAGAAUAUAUAUAUAUAAUAUAUUUAAAAACAAAACAAAAAAAAGAGAAAAUAAAAACAAUGAGUGAGAUUAGCAAUUAACCACAUUCCCUGUUUCUAUUUUAAAAAGAUAAAAAAAUGCCAUAAUUUUCUGUGUUUUUUUUUAAAUCAAUUUUUUAAAAUUACGCAUUGACAGCUGUCACUUGCAUCUGUCAGUUAACUGUCAAGAUUUUGAAAAUAAAAAGAAUGUAAAGUAAUUUUCUUUUCACGAAUUUGUGCUCAGACAAAUCCCCCCAAAAAAAUAAAAACAAAAAGGAAAUUUGACCGCAGAAAAGUAAAUAAAUAAAUUUGAAAAAAAAAUGAAAAAUAAAAUACAAAAAUAGAAAUAAACAAAACGAAAAAAAACAAGUGAAAAAAAAUCAGUGUGUGGAUGUGUUUAUUUAAAAAAGAAAAAAACCAGAAAAAAGUCAGUGUCGUUGCUGGAAUGUAGCUUAAAAAAAAUCCAAAAAAAAACAAAAAAAUAAAUAAAAAAAAAACAAGAGAAUUUAUUGAGAAGAAACAGAAGGAAAACUUUGAAGUUUUUAAAGUAAAAACAAAAUUGUAAAAAGGCAAAAAAAAGAAGCAUUUUAUGAAAAAAGAAUAAAGCAAAAUAAAAUGAAUCUCUCCAGAGAAGCGUGAAUUAAAAAACAAAAAAAUAGGAAGAAAUUUUGAAAAGAAAAAUAAUACAAAAAAAUCAAGCAGCAAAAAAUAUCAAUAUUUCUUUUUUUUUUUUAUCUAAAAAAAUAAAAAAAAGAAAAAGAAAAACCCUGCACGAAAACAACAAUUAUCAAUGUAUCAGUGUGAUUUUUUUUUGGGUUUUUAGAUCAAAAACAAAACAAAAAAAAAAACAAAAAACAAAAAUAAAUAAAUCAAGUAGAAUUUUUAGAAGUAUUCCCCUUCUUGCCCCAAAAAAACGCAAAAAAAAAACAAAAGAAACAAAUUUAGUAACGUGAAAAAAAAUCCCAAAUAAAAAUUGCUUCAGAAGCCACACCGAUUUCUAUCUUUUAAAAAUUAAAAAAAAACAACAAAAAAGAGAAAAAAAGAAAAAAAAACCAAAAUAUAUGAAGAAAAAGGCAAUUUUUUGCGAUAUUUUUGUGUAUUUUUUGAAGACUGAUUUUUAAAGAUGAAAAAAAAAACAACUAAUAAGUAAAAAAAAAUACGAUUAAAAAAAAACCAUGAAUAGUGUUUGAAAAAAAGAAGCGAAAGAUGAAUUUUCUUUUUGUUUUUCUUUUUCUAUUUUAUAUAUAUAUUUGUUUUAUAUAUAUUUUUUUUUAAAAAAUAGAUUCUCUCUCAUCAGAGAGAGAGAAUAAUAAUAAUGUUUAUAAAAUAUUGAAAGAACUAAAUGUUUAACAAAAAAAAUUAAGCGUACGUGACCCCGAGUUAGAGACAAGAAAACAAACAAAAACAUUUUUUCUCCAUGUUGGAAUGACAGUGUGACAAAAAAAAAAUCAAUUGGCAUUUGAAGAAAUUUCCAAGGCCUUUCCAAUGAUAUUUUACUUUCUGUGAUUUAUUAAAUCCAGGAAUUAAAUAAUUUUCAAAUUGAAAAAUAAAGUUGAAGGAAGCUCUUUAGGUCUUUGCAAUGUUUUGGGCAUUUAAAGUGCAUUUAAAGGCCUUUCCAAUAACAAUUUAUUUUUGAAAAUCCAUUGAGAAACACAGGAGAUAUGAUUUAUUAAAUCCAGGAAUUAGAUAAUAUUUUCAAAUUGAAAAAUAAGACUGAAGGAAGCUUCCUACGUCUUUGCAAUGUUCUGGGCAUUUCAUGUGCUCUACAAGAUCUUUCCAAUGAGAAUUUAACUUUUUAAUAUUUAUUAAAUCCAGGAAUUAGAUAAUUUUCAAAUUGAAAAAUAAAGCUGAAGGAAGCCUUUUAGGUCUCAGCAAUGUUCUGGGCAUUUAAAGUGCAUUUCAAGGCCUUUCCAAUAACAAUUUAUUUUUAAAAAUCCAUCGAGAAACACAGGAGAUAUGAUUUAUUAAAUCCAGGAAUUAAAUAAUAUUUUCAAAUUGAAAAAUAAAACAGAAGGAAGCUCUUUAGGUCUUUACAAUGUUUUGGGCAUUUGAAGAGCUCUCCAAGGCCUUUCCAAUGACAUUUUAUUUUUUGAAAAUCCAUCGAGAAACACAGGAGAUAUGAUUUAUUAAAUCCAGGAAUUAGAUAAUAUUUUCAAAUUGAAAAAUAAAGCUGAAGGAAGCCUUUUAGGUCUCAGCAAUGUUCUGGGCAUUUGAAGAGCUCUCCAAGGCCUUUCCAAUGACAUUUUAUUUUUUGAAAAUCCAUCGAGAAACACAGGAGAUAUGAUUUAUUAAAUCCAGGAAUUAGAUAAUAUUUUCAAAUUGAAAAAUAAAGCUGAAGGAAGCCUUUUAGGUCUCAGCAAUGUUCUGGGCAUUUGAAGAGCUCUCCAAGGCCUUUCCAAUGACAUUUUAUUUUUUGAAAAUCCAUCGAGAAACACAGGAGAUAUGAUUUAUUAAAUCCAGGAAUUAGAUAAUAUUUUCAAAUUGAAAAAUAAAGCUGAAGGAAGCUUUUUAGGUCUUUGCAAUGUUCUGGGCAUUUCAUGUGCUCUACAAGACCUUUCCAAUAAGAAUUUAACUUUUUAAUAUUUAUUAAAUCCAGGAAUUAGAUGAUUUUCAAAUUGAAAAAUAAAGCUGAAGAAAGCCUUUUACGUCUCAGCAAUGUUCUGGGCAUUUGAAGAGCUUUUAAAGGCCUUUCCAAUGACAUUUUAUUUUUCAAAAUCCAUCGAGAAACACCGGAGAUAUGAUUUAUUAAAUCCAGGAAUUAUAUAACAUUUUCAAUUUGAAAAAUAAAGCUGAAGGAAGCCUUUUAGGUCUUUGCAAUGUUCUGGGCAUUUGAAGAGCUCUACAAGACCUUUCAAAUUAUAUUUUAAUUUUGAAAAUCCAUCAAGAAACACAGGAGAUAUGAUUUAUUAAAUCCAGGAAUUGGAUAAUUUUCAAAUUGAAAAAUAAAGCUGAAGGAAGCCUUUUAGGUCUCAGCAAUGUUCUGGGCAUUUGAAGAGCUCUCCAAGGCCUUUCCAAUGACAUUUUAUUUUUGAAAAUCCAUCGAGAAACACAGGAGAUAUGAUUUAUUAAAUCCAGGAAUUAUAUAACAUUUUCAAUUUGAAAAAUAAAGCUGAAGGAAGCUUUUUAGGUCUUUGCAAUGUUCUGAGAAUUUGAAGAGGUCUCCAAGGUCUUUCCAAUUAUACUUUAUUUUUGAAAAUCCAUUGAGAAACACAGGAGAUAUGAUUUAUUAAUCCAGGAAUUAGAUAACAUUUUCAAAUUUAAAAAUAAAGCUGAAGGAGGCCUUUUAGGCCUUUCCAAUGUUCUGAGCAUUUGAAGUGCACCCCAUGGCCUAUCCAAUGAUACUUUAUUUUUGAAAAUCCAUCGAGAAACACAGGAGAUAUGAUUUAUUAAAUCCAGGAAUUAGAUAAUAUUUUCAAAUUGAAAAAUAAAGCUGAUGGAAGCUUCCUACGUCUUUGCAGUGUUCUUAGCCUUUGAAGAGCUCUCCAAGACCUUUCUAUUUUACCAUAUUUCCUCUUAAAAUGUCAAUUGAUAUUCUAAGUCAACCUGCAAAUGGCCUUUCUUGCAAAGGCAACAACAACAAAAAAAGAAAUAAAAGAAAAGAAGUUAGAGGGAUAUUAGAACAAAAAAUGCAUAUCUAAUAUUUUUUAUCUUUAUUUUCUGUUUUUCUUUUCUUUAAACUUCUUUUAUUUUGUUUUCCCUAAAUGGAUUUAAAAAAAAAAAAGACAAUUUGACGAAGUAGAGAAGAGAAAAAAAACAGAAAAUAGAGAAUAAAAGGAAAAUAAAAAUGAUUGUGAAAUGAGAAUAGUUAAUGUUGUGUCCAAAACAAAUAAAUAAAACUUAAAAUAUAAGUUUUGAGUAAAUAAACAAAAAAAAGAAGAAACAAUUGCAAUUGAUAGAAGUUGGAAAGAACAAGGUAAGAUACAUUGCUGCUAAAUUUUUUAAAGGUUUUUUUUCUCACGUAUUCCUUGACAUCCAUUUUGUUUUUUGUAAAAGCAGCAUAACAUUCCAGAGAGAAAGAAAGAAAAAAGAACUAUACAAAAUAAAAACUAAUUAGAGCAAUUAAAUAAAAAUUUAAAAAAAAAACCUAUUUAAAAAGAAAAAGAAUGCUCAUUGUGUCCAACAAAGAUUAGAAAGCAAAGUAUUUUCUUUUCUCCUAAAAAUAAUAUUUGUGUUCUUUGGGAGUGAAUGUCAAAAGUAUGAGGUUAUGUAGGCACUUUUAUAAAGCGAAAGAAAAAAAAAGAAAAAAAAAUAGUAAUAAAAAUUAAAAAAAAACAAGUAAAAAUCAAUUGCAAAAUAAAAAAGGAAAGAACUUCCCUUCGUGUGCCAUUUCUGAGUGUCUAUCUCUCCUCAAAUUAAUAAGGAAAAUAUAGAGCCUUCCCCUUGCCCCCCUAUGCCCCGCCCCCUAAGGCUAAACCUCGAAAAAAAGACAAAAAACACAUUUUCUGGACAUAAAAUACCAUUAAAAACAACUUAAAAUUGGGGAAUUGCAUCUGUAAAUAGUUUUUUUCUCUAUGAUUCUUUUUUUUUUAAGGUUUUUCCAUCGAAGAAAACAAAAAAAAUAAAAAAUAAAAUACAUUUUUUCAAUAAAAAAACAAAAAAAAAACAUAUUUGAAAAGGAAAAGAAAAAUAGGAAAAAGAAAUCAUUGAGAAAAAUAGUUUAAGAGAGACUAAAACACAAAAAUAAAGAAUUAAAAAAAAAAGAAAA
Molecule: messenger RNA, 11986 nt
Organism: Phlebotomus papatasi
Lineage: Eukaryota; Metazoa; Arthropoda; Insecta; Diptera; Psychodidae
Gene: PlexA
Product: plexin-A2
Exons: 12
Coding region: 1168-6936 (1922 amino acids)
Biological process (GO): sensory neuron axon guidance; regulation of cell migration; motor neuron axon guidance
Cellular component (GO): semaphorin receptor complex
Molecular function (GO): semaphorin receptor activity; protein binding
Source: RefSeq, a predicted model, not a curated record